This is a messenger RNA of Iphiclides podalirius (scarce swallowtail), 849 nucleotides long. The record is from the annotation of a GenBank genome assembly. Lineage: Eukaryota; Metazoa; Arthropoda; Insecta; Lepidoptera; Papilionidae.
AUGGGGGCGUCCUGCAAAGUGAAUUCGGCCGGAGCAGAGCGGACGGCUAAAGCAAUUAGCCACCUUUUCGGCGCGCGCGUGUCGGCCCUCGCUAAACGCAUUACGAGUGCAGACGUCGAAGGUGGACCCAACGGCAUGCGUCAACUCCACAAACACAUCGGAAUGGCCACCUUGUGCCUUAGCGCGCUGGGUGCCGGCGAUAGGAUCGGUGGUUCCGUCUCCACGGGGCGAGGUGCUAAUCCGUUUGUUGCUAUUGGCGUCCGCGCACGGAUCCCUAAUGAGCCGGCAACGUGCAGCCACGUCGGAGAUGGCGCCUCAUUUGGCGCAGCGAUAGCGGAGGGCGCGGAGCGAAACACGCCGUUUGUGUUGUGUAGUUGGAGAGUUGAGAAAGAUGGUAUGCACGUACUGCUGGAAUUAAACUGCUAUCCGCCGCCUGGUGCGGGAAUGAGCUGGGGCGUCGCGACGCGUCUCCCGACUCCUAAUCGCGUCGUAAAUCAUCCGCGGAGCGUGUUAUUAAAGCCGCGGGCGACCUUCGCCUCGGCCCGUCUCGCGAAAUUUGACCGUGCUGAACUCGUUACUGACGACGUGUUAACGGCGAAUGUUAUAAGCUCAGUUAUUUUACGAUUUACUAGGAAAUUCCUGGUGGCCGAUGCAACGUGCGCUUUGAGGCAGACGGCUGGCCCCGGGAGUGGCGUCGAGGGCGCCCUCCAUCACGUGUGCUCGACAAAAGAGCCCGCAGCGGAGCGGAGAGGGCGCGACGGCCUCUCCGCUCCUUCAGACAACACGCCACGAUGGCAAGUUUACAAACCGACAAUGUUCACGAUAAAGUCUAUUCAUUUGGCAAAUAUU